Messenger RNA from Dermacentor silvarum, 1862 nucleotides. RefSeq names its product activating signal cointegrator 1-like. The transcript is spliced from 11 exons. The coding region runs from base 307 to 1779 and encodes 490 amino acids. Gene Ontology annotation, biological process: positive regulation of DNA-templated transcription. Gene Ontology annotation, molecular function: transcription coactivator activity; zinc ion binding. NCBI's taxonomy places the organism in Eukaryota, Metazoa, Arthropoda, Arachnida, Ixodida, Ixodidae. Gene Ontology annotation, cellular component: nucleus. The record is from RefSeq and is a predicted model, not a curated record.
UUCUGCAGAGCUAAGAAAGAUGUCUGCUACCAUUUGCAAUUGCUUUGUAGCUGCAUGGGCUGUUGAAAGUAAAGAUUUAUUUGCCCGAUUAUAGUUUUUUUACGGGUAGGUCAACGUUUCUAAAUAUUCCUGUGCUUUUCAAGCUCUGUUACCUUACUUUUCUGUCAGUGAAACAAGAGCUACAGACGGUUGUUUGUAGCAACGUCUGAAAGCCGAAACCAUCGAACAAAACGCACUGACCCGUCAUGAGUAACGAUGGUGACUCUACUCUCAUGACAGUGUACAAGAAAGCAGAACUGCAAGAUUAUGUCCAGCCACAAAAGUCAAAAUCUUCGAAAAAGAAGGGCUCCAGUUCAAAACAAGAGGCAUGCGAAUUGUCUUACGAACACACGAGCGUGUGAAUUCGUUCCAGUGCAAGACAGUCUGGAGCAGCUGGAGUCGAGCUUGAACAGCAGCCAACAGGUAUCGGAACAGGCAGUUCCUGAUGAGGAGCGGUCGAACAUCGCCAUGACGCAGAACGCGUCGCGGCGCAAGCAGCGUUUCGUCAACUUGUACAGCCGGGAAGGACGGGCGCGCGACGUCGUGUUGCUGCCCGGCCGACACCCGUGCGAAUGUCAGGCUCACCGCCACGCGCUCAUCAACAACUGUCUCCGCUGCGGCCGCAUCGUCUGCCGACAGGAGGGGUCGGGCCCAUGCUUCACCUGCGGCAAUUUGGUGUGCACGAAUGAAGAAAAGGAGAUCCUGUCUCAUGAUUCCAAGAGGAGCCACCAACUUAGAAAUAAGCUCAUGAACCAGACUGUUGAUGAAAAUCUUGCCAAGGCCAUUGAGCAUAAGAACCGACUUCUCGAAUAUGAUCGUACCUCGGAACGCCGUACUCGAGUAAUAGAUGAUAAUGCUGACUACUACUCCUCCGACAACAAAUGGCUUACACUUGAGCAACGAGAAAUGAUUCGUAAGAAGGAACAGGAGCUGCGCGCAGAGCAGCAUGCUUCAAGACGACAACAGAAGGUGACGCUAGAUUUUGCUGGGCGCCAAGUGGUGAAGGAGGAGGCGCAGCAUGCCAGCAUCCAGAGCUUGUUGCAGUCACUCGUAGCACCUAUGGCUGAAGCAAAUAUCAAUGACCGUGUGUGUAGAGAAGUAGAAUCCACACACUUUAUGGAUCCAGCUUUGGAUAUGCCACCUCCUGAGUAUAUGCCAACCGGAGCCCUCCGUGCACCAAAACGCAGCCGUCCAAUGGGCGACAAUAGCCUGGUGUGCACCUCAAGCACUGGUCAAGUCCUUAGCUCUCGCAUUCAGGAUCGAGCACUCAUGGAGAUGUCUGACGAUGGCUUUGCCCUGUCCGUGCAACAACCAUAUGCUGGUCUGCUAGUUGCCGGCAUCAAAAAGCACGAAGGGCGCGCUUGGUUUACAACAUACAGGGGCCGUCUGUGGAUCCAUUCAGCCAGCAAGCAGCCCACGCACGAGGACAUCAGUGAAGUGGUUGACAUCUAUCGCAAGAUUGUCGAAGAGACAGGAGAAAUUGUUAGUUUUCCAGACGAGUACCCAACAAGCUGCCUUUUGGGAUGUGUCAACCUUGUUGACUGCCUGCCCCAGGACAUCUAUCGUGAACAGUAUCCAUUUGGGGAAUGCUUCUCUCCAUUCGUCUUCAUAUGUGAGGAACCUCAAGAACUGAAAAUGAAGUUCCCAAUGAAGGGGCAGCACAAAAUCUUCAAAAUGGACUCGAGGCUGCACCAUGCAGCAAAGAAGACGUUGCUCUGUCCUCAGAUCUUGACAAGCUGACCAGUUUUUCCACUGUAAAAAAGAAAAGGUCUUUUUUUUUUUUAACGCAGAAAAUAAAUUCUUUAUUAUUGUACAUGGAGUUA